AUGUCUGAAAAUAUCCUCAUCAUCGGUGCUACUAGAGGCUUGGGGGCGUCCCUCAAGACCCUAUAUGCCGGAAAGCAAUCCACCAAAACGGUUUUCGCAACGACAAGAGACUCCACCAAGCCGAAAAAAGAGCCUCUCGUUUCGUGGAUCUCGAACAUCGACGUGGCUAAGCCUCUUGUCGGCCAGAAUCUGGUCACCCAACUACCCUCGUCUGCGAAGAUCUCGACAGUCAUUAUUUCGGCUGGCUAUUUCGGGUUCGAGACAUUCGACGAGCCCGAUUGGGAGAAGGAAGUCAAGAUGUAUAGCACAUCUGCCAUAGGCCCCGUCUUCCUAGUCCAUCACUUGGUCAAAGCAGGACUUCUGGAUGCUGGUAGUAAAGUAAUACUCGUCAGUAGCGAGAGCGGAAGCAUCACGCUGCGUCAUGAGAAAGAGGGAGGCGGAAAUUAUGGACAUCAUGCCAGCAAAGCAGCUCUUAACAUGGUUGGGAAACUGCUGAGUCUAGAUCUCAAAGACAAAGGAAUUACCGUGGGCAUUGUUCAUCCUGGAUUUAUGCGCACGGAGAUGACAAAGGGUGUAGGAUUUGACAAGUACUGGGAUGCCGGUGGAGCUGUCACACCGGACGAGGCAGCAGAGUCACUCGCUUCGUUCAUUGACACAUUCGACAUCAGCAAAACUGGACAAUACUGGGCACCACGGGGUCCUAGGGAUAUCGGAACUGCCGAGCCUGUUUUAGGUAACGACUUGCCGACGCCGCUCCAGCUGCCCUGGUAG
This is a messenger RNA of Aspergillus saccharolyticus JOP 1030-1, 771 nucleotides long. Its product is annotated as oxidoreductase, short chain dehydrogenase/reductase family superfamily. The transcript is spliced from 3 exons. The coding region runs from base 1 to 771 and encodes 256 amino acids. The record is from RefSeq and is a predicted model, not a curated record. Lineage: Eukaryota; Fungi; Ascomycota; Eurotiomycetes; Eurotiales; Aspergillaceae. Gene Ontology annotation, molecular function: oxidoreductase activity, acting on the CH-OH group of donors, NAD or NADP as acceptor.